This is a messenger RNA of Musca vetustissima, 1387 nucleotides long. Its product is annotated as ruvB-like helicase 1. The coding region runs from base 9 to 1379 and encodes 456 amino acids. Gene Ontology annotation, biological process: chromatin remodeling; regulation of transcription by RNA polymerase II; box C/D snoRNP assembly. Gene Ontology annotation, molecular function: DNA helicase activity; ATP binding; ATP hydrolysis activity. The transcript has 2 exons. NCBI's taxonomy places the organism in Eukaryota, Metazoa, Arthropoda, Insecta, Diptera, Muscidae. The record is from RefSeq and is a predicted model, not a curated record. Gene Ontology annotation, cellular component: R2TP complex; Swr1 complex; Ino80 complex.
GUUGAAUCAUGAAAAUCGAAGAAGUUAAAAGCACCGUCCGUACACAACGCAUUUCGGCCCAUAGCCAUAUCAAAGGUUUGGGCCUAAAUGCCGAGGGUGUCCCACUGCCCAUGUCUGCCGGUUUGGUGGGGCAAAAGGCUGCACGUGAAGCUGCCGGUAUUGUGGUGGAUUUAAUUAAAACCAAGAAAAUGGCUGGACGUGCCUUACUACUGGCAGGACCACCUGGUACCGGUAAAACUGCAAUUGCAUUGGCUAUUGCUCAGGAGUUGGGUAACAAGGUGCCCUUCUGUCCAAUGGUUGGCUCGGAGGUAUUCAGCAGUGAAAUCAAGAAAACCGAAGUUUUGAUGGAAAAUUUUAGACGUUCGAUUGGUUUGAGAAUCCGCGAAACCAAAGAGGUAUAUGAGGGUGAAGUUACCGAGUUGACACCAGUGGAAACAGAGAAUCCCAUGGGAGGUUAUGGCAAAACUAUCAGCAAUGUUGUUAUCGGCUUGAAAACCGCCAAGGGUACAAAACAAUUGAAAUUGGAUCCCAGUAUCUUUGAGGCAUUGCAAAAGGAAAAGGUUGAGGUUGGUGAUGUCAUUUACAUCGAGGCCAACAGUGGUGCGGUAAAACGUCAGGGACGUAGUGAUACCUUUGCCACAGAAUUUGAUUUGGAAACGGAAGAAUAUGUCCCCUUGCCCAAGGGUGAUGUCCAUAAGAAAAAAGAAGUCAUACAAGAUGUUACCCUACAUGAUUUAGAUGUGGCAAAUGCUCGCCCACAGGGUGGCCAAGAUGUUUUGUCGAUGAUGGGUCAAUUGAUGAAACCCAAAAAGACUGAAAUCACAGAUAAAUUACGUAUGGAAAUCAAUAAGGUGGUCAAUAAAUAUAUUGAUCAGGGUAUUGCUGAAUUGGUACCAGGUGUACUGUUCAUUGAUGAGAUUCAUAUGUUGGAUUUGGAAACAUUUACUUAUUUGCAUAAGUCAUUGGAGUCGCCAAUUGCACCAAUUGUCAUCUUUGCCACUAAUCGCGGUCGUUGUGUUAUACGCGGCACCAAUGACAUUGUCUCACCACAUGGCAUACCCUUGGAUUUGCUCGAUCGUUUGCUAAUCAUACGCACCUUACCAUACAGUUCCAGUGAAAUGGAACAAAUCAUUAAAUUACGUGCCCAAACCGAGGGUCUACAACUGGAAGAGCCAGCCUUUACUCGUCUCAGUGAAAUUGGUAGCAAAUCAACAUUACGUUAUGCUGUGCAGCUGUUAACCCCAGCCCAUCAAAUGGCCAAAGUUAAUGGUCGUACACAAAUCACCAAGGAAGAUAUUGAUGAUGUUCACGCUUUGUUCUUGGAUGCUAAACGUUCAUCGAAACAUCUCUCAGAGAAAAAUAAUAAAUUUAUGAUGUAAAACUAGAA